GAUUUCCGCCCUCGCGCCAACCGUAUUCAGUCAGCGGUUACUCAUAUAAAUAACAAGAUGGCGGCCAUGAAGACGACUCCUGGUCUUGUAAACUUCUUUAUCUUUAACUCGACCUACGGACCAAGAGAAGGCGAGGAACACGAGAAGAUCAUUCUGUACAUACCGACAGAGGAGGAUAUUGAUCGGAAGAUCAAGACAAUUGGACUUUGUGAGGCACUGGUGAAAUUUACUGAAACCUUUGCACCCGACAAGCCAUGCGAGUCACUUCAUACACAGAAGUCAAGACAGAUCUUCUAUCAACCAGAACCAGAUUUCUGGAUGAUCAUGACUAUCAGUAUCCCAUUUAGUGAGAAGAUUGCCAAGGAUGGGAAGAACACAAUAGAAUACCAUUAUGAUGAUGUCCUGGAUAACGUCCUAGAUGCUGUUCUGAAACAAUCUUAUAAAAUGUUUAAACUUUUCAAUGGUCCAUUUAAUUAUCUAUCUGAGACCUAUGGCCGUGAGGCUCUGAAGAAGAGAUCAGAAUACUUCUUUCUUUCUUAUUUGCAGACUCUCAAUUUCUCAAGUUUUGACUUACUAGAUAUCUUUGCAGGUAUUCAAUUCCUCCCUUUGGAUAAGAAUACCUUCCUCAAAAUACAGUCAUUUGUGAACUUAAUAGAACAUACCUUCAGUCAAAUCAAGUACACCGCAUUUCUGUAUUCAGAUAAGUUGGUCUGGAGUGGGCUGGAGCAAGAAGACAUGAGAAUUCUUUACAAGUACCUGGUCACUAGCUUAUUUCCAGCCACUAUUGACAGUGAGUUGGCAGAUAGAUCCUCACAAGGCUAUGUGGUCAUCCAACCUAAAUCUCACCAUGGCAGGUUUGUUACUGGACCUCCGGACUUGAAGGACAUCCCAACACCAAGAAAACCUCCCCGGAUAUUCGUGAACACCGACACUGAACAAGAGGAGCUGCUUCUAAUUUGCUACAAGGCUUUGGACGCGACCAUUUGCCUGCUAGUUUCAGCGCCAUUCCCGACUCUGGACUUCUUCAAGAAGCUGGACAUGUUUAUUGGCCCGCAGCUCACCACACUUGCUAACGUCAUCUGUGAACAGUCCUCGAAAAAAUCGCUAAGUUCCGAUCAGCAGUAUCGCUACAUUUACUUCAACCACAUGAACCUGGCCCAGAAGUCGACGAUUCACUCCAAGAAGGCGUCCGUGGCGGGCGUGUCGCCCGAGAUUAUGAGACUCUUGGGUGACAUCAGCGCCGACUUCAACAGUUUCCAAGAAGACGGUGAGACGUACGUCAAGACGAUGUCCGACUGUUGGGUCGUCGGACGAAAGUCAGACCAAAGAGAAUUCUUCGUCAUACUUAACCAGAAGAGCGCCAACCUCAUAGAAAUAAACGGUUAGUUAGAAGAAGUGAAGAAACUAAGCUCAUGCCAUUUUAACAACAUCUUCUUCAUGGACUAGAUGGCUCAAGAUCGCACGUUAGAAUUCAAAGAUUGUACAUAGAGAUUAUAUUUGACUGAUAAAUUGUAAGUAGCGGUAUUGAAAACAAAUUACACACGAGGUCUGGCCACUA
Molecule: messenger RNA, 1558 nt
Organism: Nematostella vectensis (starlet sea anemone)
Lineage: Eukaryota; Metazoa; Cnidaria; Anthozoa; Actiniaria; Edwardsiidae
Product: vacuolar fusion protein CCZ1 homolog
Exons: 17
Coding region: 58-1386 (442 amino acids)
Biological process (GO): vesicle-mediated transport
Cellular component (GO): Mon1-Ccz1 complex; intracellular membrane-bounded organelle
Source: RefSeq, a predicted model, not a curated record